AUGCUUGGAGGAGAAGAUUUUGACAAAGCUAUUUGUCAAUAUAUUGAGAAAGAAUUUGAACGAAAAUAUAAACGAAAUCUUCAAAGAAAUAAGAAAGGAAUUAGUAGAAUUAAAGAAGCAGCAGAGAAAGUAAAAUGUGAAUUAUCAUCAAGUGAAGAAAGUGUAAUUUCAUUACCAUAUCUUGAUAGACAAGAUUCACUUGAAAUUACAAUCAGUAGAAGAAAAAUUGAACAAUUAUGUAAGGGAAUUUGUAAAAGAACAGAAUAUCCUUGUCUUCAAUGUAUGAAAGAUGCAAAAUUAAGAAAAAAAGACAUUAGUGAUGUUGUACUUGUUGGAGGAAUGACAAGAAUGCCUUUAAUUCAAAACACUGUUCAAGAAAUCUUUGGAAAAAAACCAAGUAAAAAUGUCAAUCCAGAUGAAGCUGUUGCUAUUGGAGCAGCAAUUCAAGCAAGUAUUAUUGAAGGGAAGAAAAAGGAUAUUAUUCUUGUUGAUGUUACACCACUAACAUUAGGAAUUGAAACAUAUGGAGGUGUGAUGACACCAUUAAUCAAUAGAAAUACAACAAUCCCUACAUCAGUUUCAAAGGAAUUUACCACAUCAAUGGAUAAUCAACAAGAAGUAGAUAUUAAAGUGUUUCAAGGAGAACGUAGAGUUACAAGAAAGAAUAAAAAGUUAGGAGAAUUUAAAUUGGUUGGAAUUCCACCAGCAAAGAAGGGAGUAGCAAAAAUUGAAGUUACAUUUGACAUUGAUGUCAAUGGAAUAGUAAAAGUCUCUGCACUUGACAAAGGAACAGGAAAGAAAACAGGGAUUCAAGUCAAAAGUAAUGGUGGAUUGAAUGAAGAAGAAAUCAAUCGACUAGUUAAGGAAGGAGAAGAACAUGCUGCAGAAGACAAGAGAAAAGAGCAAUUACUUCUUCACAGACAACGAUUAAAAGAAAUGAUAGAGAGUGCAGAAGACAUUCAAAAAGAGUUAUUAAAGAAAAAGAUUGAAACAACAAGUGAAUUAGAAAGAGUUAUUAAUCAAUCCAAAAAGGUUAUCACAUCAGAAGAUGAAAAUGAAAUUAAAAGAUUAAUUGAUCAAUUAGGAGAAGAAACAUCAAAUUCUUCUGCUAAAUUAUAUAAUUAA
Messenger RNA from Entamoeba histolytica HM-1:IMSS, 1125 nucleotides. Its product is annotated as heat shock protein70, mitochondrial, putative. Bases 1 to 1125 code for a protein of 374 amino acids. Gene Ontology annotation, molecular function: ATP hydrolysis activity; misfolded protein binding; ATP-dependent protein folding chaperone. Gene Ontology annotation, biological process: cellular response to unfolded protein; regulation of apoptotic process; protein refolding. The record is from RefSeq and is a predicted model, not a curated record. Gene Ontology annotation, cellular component: mitochondrion; cytoplasm. The transcript has a single exon. Lineage: Eukaryota; Evosea; Mastigamoebida; Endamoebidae.